GGCUGGCUUAGUGGAAUUGGAAAUUCCACCUCUUUUAAAUAAAAUAUGGAAGAGGAGAGGGAGCUCCUCUCACUGCGUUUGCUUCGUUGGGUUUCAUGGAACGCAGUCCAAAUAUUCGGUAAAAUGUCACAAUGAGUAGGGAUUCUGCUGUAGGGUUUAAUGGACCUCGUCCAUUCUCUUCCUCCGUUGUUUUUGGCUUGCAAGCUCAUUUUCCUCCACGUUAGUGCAUUUGGUUCAAUGGACACGUUUCUUCAGUCUGCAGUGUUCAAAAGUAGGCUACUAUUGUCAAUGUUCGUUGGUGAAGAAGACAAGAAAUAUAGUUUACUUGUCAAAAGUCUUAGCUCUUUUCUAGGUUAAAAAUAUGACCAAAUCCCACAUAAGUUUCACUUCAAUGAAGAUUACAAAACCAGAAUGGAUUUUCGAAAGUUGUUCCUGCAUUCUUCUCUUCUAGUCCUCCAUUUCGCAUUUUCUUCUUCCAAAGACACCAUAACUAUAAACCAAACCAUUCAUGAUGGUGACUUUCUGAUCUCUAGAGAAAAUAAUUUUGCAUUAGGAUUCUUUAGCCCCGGAAGUUCCAGGUUUAGAUAUCUUGGAAUCUGGUUCCGUAAAGUCCGAGAGCAAACUGUAGUGUGGGUAGCAAAUAGGGAUGAUCCAAUCAAUGGUUCCUCGGGAGUUCUAUCAAUUGACCAAUAUGGAAAUCUCGUUCUCCAUAGCUACCAUAACUUGAAGGUUCCUGUAUGGUCUACAAAUGUCUCAGUGGAGGCUACAGAUACUUGUGUUGUAGCUCAGCUCUUGGAUACAGGAAAUUUGGUUUUGUUCGACGAUAGAAGUAAAAGUACUGUGUGGGAAAGCUUUGAUCAUCCUACGGAUACUAUGCUGCCAGGAAUGAAACUUGGGUUGGACCGAAGGACAGGCAUGAACCGGUUCCUGAUAUCUUGGAGAUCAGCAGCUGACCCCGGAACUGGAAACUUCUCACUUCAGAUCAACCCAAAAGGAUCACCACAGGUCUUUAUCUACUGGGGUACAAAAUAUAUUUGGCGAGGCUUUCCUUGGCCCUGGAAAUAUUAUGCAUAUAUAUUCAAUGCUAGUUUUGUCAACAAUCAAAAUGAGACAUAUGCGGCAUACUCUGUUUCUGAUGCUUCCGCUAUCCUAAGGUUAAUGUUGGACUAUUCAGGACUUCUCAAGAAAAUAAUUUGGCAAGAAAAAGAUGGCAAAUGGAAUGAAUUCCAGUCGACGCCAAGAUCUCCAUGUGAUCCAUAUGGGCAUUGUGGUACCUAUGGAAUAUGUGAUCCUGAAUUUCUUAGUCGAAGAUUUGAAUGUGAUUGUUUACCGGGGUAUGAACCCAAGUCCCCAAGGGACUGGCAUAUUCUAAAAGAUGCAUCAGGCGGGUGUGUCAGGAAGCGGCUAGAGUCUACCUCAUUAUGUGGCCAUGGGGAAGGAUUUGUGAAAGUGGCAAAUGUUAAAGUACCUGACACUUCAGCAGCAGUUUGGGUAAGCAUGAAUAUGAGUCCAAGGGACUGUGAAAGGAAUUGCAGGAGGAAUUGUUCAUGCUCUGCAUAUGCAAGCAUAGAUAUUGCUGGGAAGGAGACUGGCUGUUUGACAUGGUAUGGCAAAUUGAUGGACACUGCACACGAUAGGGAAGAGGGAAAUGAUAUUUAUGUUCGUGUUGAUGCAGUCGAAUUAGCUGAAAUUGCCGAAAAAUGGAAUGGUUUUCUUAAAAGGAAGGAUAUGUUAGCCAUUUUAGUAAUAUCUGUUGUUUCAGCUUGGUUUGUCAUCAUCUUGUUUACAUAUUUGUGGCUCAAGAAGAAGAAGAAAAGGGUGAGGAACAAAUGGAACAAAAGGUGGCUUGAUACAAUUGGCACAGUGGAAAAUCAAGUCGAAGGUAGCAUGAGUCAUCCAGAGAUUGCUUUUUUCAAUCUGAGCACUAUACUUGCUGCAACUAACAGUUUCUCUCCAGCUAACAAACUAGGGCAAGGUGGUUUUGGUGUGGUUUAUAAGGGUAAAUUGUCUAAUGGAAAGGAAGUUGCUGUGAAAAGACUUUCAAAAGAUUCAGGGCAAGGAAUAGAUGAAUUUAAAAAUGAAGUUUUAUUGAUUGCAAAACUUCAACAUCAGAAUUUGGUGAAACUCCUAGGAUGUUGUAUCCAGGGAGAGGAACCGAUGCUAGUUUAUGAAUACAUGCCAAACAAAAGCUUGGACUCCUUUCUUUUCAAUGAAACAAGAAGGUCAAUCUUGGAUUGGAGAAAACGCUUUGAUAUUAUCGUUGGGAUUGCUCGUGGAAUCUUAUAUAUUCACCAAGAUUCUAGGUUGAAAAUUAUCCAUAGAGAUCUAAAAACCAGCAAUAUCCUAUUGGAUGAAGAAAUGAAUCCAAAAAUUUCAGAUUUUGGCCUAGCUAGAAUCUUCAAAGGCGACCAAACUCAUGAGAAGACAAACAGAAUAGUUGGAACAUUUGGGUACAUGUCUCCAGAAUAUGUGGUAUUUGGAAAGUUUUCAACGAAAUCUGAUGUCUUUAGUUUUGGCAUCAUAUUAUUAGAGAUUAUUACAGGGAAAAGGAACAAUAGCUUUUAUCAAGAGGAUUUUUACCCAAGCAUGAUAGGAAAAAUAUGGCAUUUAUGGAGAGAAGAGAGAGCAUGGGAGAUGGUUGAUUCAUCACUAAAGCAUUCUUGUUCUCCUGAUGAAGUAUUGAGAUGCAUCCAAAUUGGGCUCUUAUGCGUGCAAGAAGAUAUAAUGGAAAGACCGACCAUGUCAGCUGUCGUUCUAAUGUUAAAUAGCGAAAUUAGUCUUCCUUCUCCUAAGCAACCUGCAUUCACUUUCAGAAAGUCUAGUAUUAUUAGUUCUAGCUCAUUAGAACCAAAAGAAAGAUUUUGUUCUGUGGAUGAGGAGACAAUUACUGAGGUUGUAUGUCGUUGAAUAUCUCUCUCCUCAAUUACAUAAAUUUUUAGCAUAGAGAUUCAAAAUAUGCUUCUUCUGAUAUUAUUAUUUUUUUUGUUUAGACUUAAUUCGUCAUGAAAUUGAAUCCAAAACACAAAUAUAUGUGAAAUUUAUAUAA
This is a messenger RNA of Hevea brasiliensis (rubber tree), 3046 nucleotides long. Its product is annotated as G-type lectin S-receptor-like serine/threonine-protein kinase At1g11410. Gene Ontology annotation, molecular function: ATP binding; protein serine/threonine kinase activity. The record is from RefSeq and is a predicted model, not a curated record. Lineage: Eukaryota; Viridiplantae; Streptophyta; Magnoliopsida; Malpighiales; Euphorbiaceae. The transcript has 7 exons. The coding region runs from base 412 to 2907 and encodes 831 amino acids. Gene Ontology annotation, biological process: protein phosphorylation; recognition of pollen.